AUGGAGUGUUAUUCACAACCUGGCCAAGUGUAUUUAUAUGGAGUUUCUGGACUGACGUGAUCGUUUAUAGCUUGCUUGUGGCUUGUGAAUACUUGGACUUGUAAUGAAAGACAUAGUAAGCCUCUCCAAAGGAUGAUGUCAUUCGUCCUUAUUUUCAAAGGGCUGCAUUGUAUUUUUUACUCCCUUAUGAUGGCUUCGUGCCAGGAUGGUUUGGUAUCCCCUUACUGAAGUCUAGCGAUAACAAGUACUUACACUUUAUACAACACCUUUAUAUAUACGACACUCAUCUUAAUAAGCAAAGGAUUUUGUAUUACAAGAGAAUUUCUUGAUCGCGGAGAAGUAACAGUAGUUGCUAUGACGAUGGGAGCUGUUUAUUUAGGAUUUAGUGCCUUUAUGAUAGAAAGGGAUAAACUGAUACCUCUACUCAUCAUAAUGCUGAUUGUUUUGUUUUAUCUGACUGCAAAAUUCACAAAAUCUAUCGUGGUAGCACUCAUUAGGAGAUAUCAGGAUCUGUUAGCAGCUAAUGCAAGGCCGAUGAUUCCAACAGUUUUAAAGAAAAUUUCGAUGAUGAAGACUUUUUUAUUUUUGGUUUAUUUUUAUUUCAUACAACAGCUCAUGAUUAUUUUCUUAUAUUAUAUAGGAAUCGCAAUAAAUUCUGAAAGCUAUUCACUUGUCAUUGACACUGCUGCUGAAGCUGGAGAUAUCUUGGGCAUUGCAGGAAUUUUCUUUGUGUUUAGAUCCAAAGACCAAGGCCGCUAUUUUGACAGCAAUGAGUUGCCAAGCUCUCUGCAGCACCAACCAAUUGCACCAUUUAUGGAAGCAAAGAUAGCUGAUAACGCUAGCAUAAGCGAACUAUCAGCUGAAAACCCAGUUGUCGUUUUAAACCCUCAAGACACAAAGGAUGGUAAUUUUUAUGCAGAAACUCCAUAUCAUUACAUGCUGGUUGCACUUCCUAUAAGACUGGACCCAAUGCAUGAUGCCGCAUUUGUACAUGUUGAUAAUGAUUUAAGGCAGCCUUUACUAUAA
Blepharisma stoltei is the source of this 1026-nucleotide messenger RNA. The record is from the annotation of a GenBank genome assembly. Lineage: Eukaryota; Ciliophora; Heterotrichea; Heterotrichida; Blepharismidae.